GCUUGCGUCGUGGCGAAGAGUGCUCUCUCUGCUCUGCUCUGCUCCUCUGCUCCACUCCACUGCUGCUAAUUAAGUAACUUUUUGUACAUUUUCUACCGCCGGCUCCACCGCAACACAACACAACCUCCAACCUUCCGAGCUACAUAAUGGUUUACCAAGUGAAAGACAAGGCCGACCUCGAUGCCCAGCUGCAGCAGGCGGGAAGCAAGCUGGUGGUCCUGGACUUCUAUGCCACCUGGUGCGGCCCCUGCAAGAUGAUCGCCCCCAAGCUGGCGGAGCUGGCCACGCAGUACGCCGACAACAUUGUCAUCCUCAAGGUCGAUGUCGAUGAAUCCGAGGAUAUUGCCAUGGACUACAACAUCUGCAGCAUGCCCACGUUUGUGUUCAUCAAGAACACCAACAAGGUGGAGGAGUUCGCUGGGGCCAAUGCCCAGCGGCUGGAGGAUGUCAUCAAGGCCAACAUCUAGGAUGGAUCCGGAAUGGACCGCCACACCGCUACGAGUUCUACAUAAAACAUUUAGUUAAUUAUUCCAUAAGUGCAGGGAGGAUCGGGAGCGAUCAGGAUCAAGGAGUGUUGUUUGUUUGUCCGCCAAUCGAUUUCCCCCCCUCAAAGGGAGCUGCAGUGCAGCUACCGAAAGAGUGCAGCAAUCAAAACAGUGAGAUACUAGUGGCUUUUAAUCGUUUAAACAUUUGCUUAAUUAACAAUCAAAGAACACACACACACACACACACACACACUAAACGAAUUGUAAACACAUUUGUACCGCCCCACAGCCCGCAAGCGUAAAAACUUUAUAAGAAAUAAAUGUAACACCCGUUCUAUCCGUUUGUAAA
Messenger RNA from Drosophila pseudoobscura, 834 nucleotides. RefSeq names its product Thioredoxin 2 (gene Trx2). The transcript is spliced from 3 exons. The coding region runs from base 147 to 467 and encodes 106 amino acids. NCBI's taxonomy places the organism in Eukaryota, Metazoa, Arthropoda, Insecta, Diptera, Drosophilidae. Gene Ontology annotation, cellular component: cytosol. The record is from RefSeq and is a predicted model, not a curated record. Gene Ontology annotation, molecular function: protein-disulfide reductase activity.